Molecule: messenger RNA, 1625 nt
Organism: Cicer arietinum (chickpea)
Lineage: Eukaryota; Viridiplantae; Streptophyta; Magnoliopsida; Fabales; Fabaceae
Molecular function (GO): protein binding
Source: RefSeq, a predicted model, not a curated record
UGAUUCCUUCCUCUAGUGUCAGCGUAUAACCCCGUUAAACCUUCGGCUACUGAAUGAGGGUUUAGGGUUUUUUAUUAAAAAAAAAUUAGGGUUUAUGGUACUGAGUCUAACAGAAAAAGAAAGAAUUGAAGAUUCAUUGAUAUUCAUAAUAUAAGAAAUUAAGAAGAGUUUCUGUUAGCAGCCACAAACAUAACAAUGAGCAAUAACAGGAGAAUAAGUUUGGUAGCAGGUUCAUAUGAGAGAUUCAUAUGGGGUUUCACUCUCAAUCCCAAUAAACAAACCCUAACCCCUCUUUUCUCUUACCCUUCCCAUCUCUCACUAAUCAAAACCGUCGCCGUCUCUAACUCUGUCGUUGCUUCCGGUGGCUCCGACGACACAAUCCAUCUCUACAAUCUCUCCGCCUCUUCCUCCCUCGGUUCUCUCAACCAACACUCCGCCACUGUUACAGCCCUCUCAUUCUACGCACCUCCUCACCUUCCCUUCCCUCGCAAUCUCGUCUCCGCCGACGCCGAUGGCAACCUCGCGAUUUUCGAUGCCGACGGCUUCGUCCACCUCAAUACGCUUUCUGUUCACCGUAAAGCUGUUAAUGAUCUUGCUAUUCAUCCUUCCGGCAAGCUCGCACUCACUGUAUCGCAUGAUAAUUGCUUUGCUAUGGUUAACCUCGUCCGCGGCCGUAGGAGCUUCUGUUGCCGCCUCGAUAAGGAAGCUUCCAUUGUUCGUUUUGACGCUUCCGGAGACUCUUUUUAUAUGGCCGCUGAUGAGACGGUCUCUGUUCACCAGGCUGAAGAUGCUCGCUUGUUGUUGGAAUUGCAAUGCCCUAAACGUGUUCUCUGCGCCGCACCUGCUAGGAAUGGACUUCUCUAUACAGGCGGUGAAGACCGAAAUAUCACAGCAUGGGACAUAAAAAGUGGAAAAGCUGCAUAUUGCAUAGAAGAGGCCCAUGCUGCCCGUGUAAAAGGUAUUGUUGUGCUCAGUGAUGAGGCUACAGGGGAUGAUGAACCAUACCUAGUGGCAUCUGCAUCAUCUGAUGGGACUAUUCGCGUAUGGGAUGUUCGAAUGGCUGCCACAGAGAAGCCAAAUCCACUGGCUGAGUGUAAGACACAGUCAAGGUUGACGUGCCUUGCUGGAUCGUGUCUUAAAUCUGCCAAACAACCCCAAGCUGGAAAAAGUAAUACAAAAGUUGAAGAUAAAAAUCAAAUGGUGAUAGAUCAAUAGCUUUCUAGAGGGCAUGCUUGAGAAAAUCAUUUUGCUGUUUGAUCAUCGUGGCUUUAACUUUUGGAGGGUUCAAUUAGCAUCACAUUGUAUCGAGUAGAUUAUAGCCGUGUACCCAUAGUUGAUUCUAUUUAUCGGUUGCAGCAGCUCGCACGCACACAGCUACACACAACUGCUAUCUGUUGGAUUGAGACAUAUCAUAAUGUUACUCUUGUAUAUCUGCACUUCGUGCUAGCAAUUCUAUGUGAUGGUCUAUUAUUAUAUAUUUCUGCAGAAGUCUUCUAGAAAGUUGAGACAGAAAGGUUCACUUACUAUUAUUUUUUUCAUCUUUUAGAAUAUUUUAGUUUUCAUUUGAUAUAUUAUAUAUGAAAACUUUCCAUGUAAUGUGGAAAUCAUUUUGAUUUUUUGGGUUC